Molecule: messenger RNA, 3183 nt
Organism: Brugia pahangi
Lineage: Eukaryota; Metazoa; Nematoda; Chromadorea; Rhabditida; Onchocercidae
Source: the annotation of a GenBank genome assembly
AUGACAUCAGGACCAUAUUUUUCACCGACGGGACGACCAGUAUCACGGCAGAAUACUGAGAGGGAACGUGUAAAAAAUGUUUUGCAGGAGAGUUUCCAGAGAGCAUUAGGAGUGAAAAGUUGUGCCGAUCUAUGUAAUAUUACGCGACGUCUCAAACAAUUGUAUAUCAAUGCAUUAAAUGUACCAGGAGGUAUUGAACGUUAUUUGGCGGCUUUACGUUUUGCACUGGAACUUACUUGUGAGAAAAAUAAUGAGAAAGAAGGGCGUAUUAAUUGUCUAAAGAUGUCUGCUCAUGUUGCACUGGCACUGUCGCAAGAAGGCAUGCAUGAACCGCUUCAGCUGUUGGUUGAUUUUUGUGUAGAUAUGAACGAUUUGUGCAUAACUGUUACUAGGAGUUAUGUAUGUGCACUGGCUGGUUUAUUAUUAAAUUUAAAUAAGCUUAUCUCAAAUCGAUUGCGCGAGCAAGAUCCGCGGAAAGCGGACUGCUCACCUUUGUCAAAAGAAUUGAGCAAAACAUUAUUUGCUAUACUUUCAAAGCGUCUUUUAGAUGUCAAUCCUUUGGUUCGUUCUGAAGCUUUGAAAGCAAUAGCAACGUUACAGGAUGAGCAGUCAAAAAUCGAUAAUUACCAAACAAAUUCUCCGAAACGCCUAUUGAUUUCUCAUUUGAGUGAUGUAUCGUAUGAAUGUCGAAUUGUUGCGCUGAAGAAAUUAUUACUGUCCUCGAAGGAGGAAGUCGAUCUUGUGGUAAACAUGGCAUUGAGUGAUCCCGAAGAACGAGUAAGGCGAGCAGCGACAGUUCGAAUUAUCAAGGAUGUCGAUUUGAAAGCCUUAUCUAUCAAACAACGUAUGGAUUUAGUGCAAAGCGUUAUGAAUAUAACUGCUCGAGGCCAAAACCAUACUGUGAUUUUAAAUGACUUACUCAGAGAAUGGCUUAAAACAGCUUGUGGGAUAGAAGCACUGCCGGGCAGUAUUGAAGAGCUUUCUUCAUUUUACUGCAUUGCAACGUCUCAUUUAUUGCGUUUUCUGGAACCAUUAACUCAGGAACAGAUAAGUCAUAACUUGAUGCUCCAUUCACUUCAAUACUGCCGUGAAAAAAUGGGAUUUGGUUCAAUCGAGGUUCAGGAUUUUGUGAAAGCAUUAAAUCGAAACGCGGAAGACAUAUCUCUUCAUCGACAUAAUUGCAAUAAAUUGAUCGAAGAGGGUUGGACAGCACUUGAACAAGCAAAUGCUGUAUUUUACUGGCGUUGCUUGUUGGAUUUCUGUAAGUCAAGGUGCGUGACGGAAGCAGACUGGUCAGAAUGCCAUUAUCGCUUGCUACCAACUAUGCGGACAUUUUGUGAACUUAUACAUAACUAUAUAACAACUGUGUUGUCCAGUGAUGAAACAGAAGCGCUUUUUACCUUGAAGAACUUUACUGUAAUGCAGUUGCUGAAAAUAAUAUCGCUUUUUGAUCAGGGAGAUCCGUCUGGAUGGAAAACAUGGCAUACUUUAUGCGAAAACGUUUUGAGUAAUAUGCAGCUCAAACUGACUGAAGCUCUCGUCAAUGAACUUGUUCAACAGAUGUACACACAUCUUUGGCCACUUUCUGAGCAGAACGAUGAAGCUCUUUCAAACCUAUGUGAUCUAACAAGUUCUAUCGUACAUAAAGCUCUUUUUCCUAAUGCAACGAUGAUGGCUGCAAAUCAAACGAUUGCAAUUGGAGGAAAUGAAACAGCUGCUGAAUUCGAAAAUGGAGAGAUUGACGACGAUUCUAUAUGUCGGUGUAUUAUGAUUGUGAGUGCAAUGUUGAAAACGAAUCGUUACAAAAGGAUGAAUGCUUUGCUGCAUGGAGUUCUGGAAAAUAUUAUUGAACGAAGUAUGGUAGUAGCUGAUAUCAAUUGUCGAAUUCUUGCAUUUGAAGCGAUGGGUAUUUUGGCUAUGUAUGAUCGUCGUGUUGCAUUUGAAAAAACAAUUUUGAUCAAAGAAACCCUUAAAAUCGAUCAGCGCUUAAGACCAACAAUGCUUAACAUCUUGUGCAACAUGGCGUUGCUGCAUGGCUAUCCUAUGGUUUCACGUUGGUUCGAUGCUGGAUUAGAUACAACAACUCCGAAUGAUGAACUUUUACAUGUUUUUGCCGAAUAUAUUGAUAGCCUGGAUCCAGAUACGAGUUUUGCAGCUUGUGAAUGUCUAUGUAAAAUGUUUCUAAAGGAGGCAAAUGUUGCAUGGGCUGGUGUUCUGAGUCGUUUGUUGCUCAAGGCAUUUGAUCCAGCAACGAACAACAUUCCCAAAUUGAAGGCGUGUUUGGUUACAUUCAUACCAGUAUUUGCUGAAUGGAGCAGGGAGCAUCAAAUGCUGUUGGUUGAAGCAUUUCCAGGAACUUUCGAUACAUUGCGUAGUGAUGAGCAAUUCGUCGGUUCACUUUCACGCAUAAAUGUUGCAGCAGUUGGAUCAUGCUUUGUGCAUGCAACAAGUUCACAAUUAUUGAGUGGUGCUGACAAACAGAAAGGAUCAGUUCAUCCCUUUUUAUGCCAGAAAAUCCUCGCUGCACUGAGUGAUGAUCCAGAAGAUGAUUAUGCUCCAGUAUAUUGUAAGAUGCUAUCAGACAUUGAUGCAAAUGACUGGACGGAUAUUACACAGAUAAAUGCUUUGAUUAUUGAUACUGAUGAUGUGAUUGAUCUCUACAGCGAUACAGAAGAAACUCGAGGAUAUAUUCGAUCGUUAGGGUCAUUUUCCAAGAAAUUGCGAAAAAGGAUUGCCAGUUUGGAAGCGCUGAUUUCAGCAAGGAAGCAUGGUGACAGCGAAUCCGUAGAUGAGCAUGAGGAUGAUGAUGAAAGUGAAAUUUUAAAGAUUUCGAAACUUGUACUUCGAGAAAGUAACAAAGCAAAUGGUUGUAAGCCCAAAGCAAACAAACAAAGCAAAAGAAAAGUAUGUACUGAUUCGAAGCCCAAAAACUCGGCUAAGCCGAGAUUUGCGAAAUCGAAGACUGUUCCAAGUGACAUGAAAGCAUUACUGCAAGAGGAUAUAGAUCAAAACAGAAUUGAUCAAUUUUCGAGUGAUAAUGAGAUGGUAUUCAGAAAUGAACCAAAGCUUAUUCCUGUUACACCUGUUACACCAGGUAUACAGCGUCAAAGACCUAUACUGGCUCGUACGGUAAAAACUGCUCAGAAAUUUAUAAAAGACGAUUCAUCUGAUGAAGAGAAAUAA